UUAGCAAAGAGUUUUAGUCACUAUGAAAGAAAAACAUUUGGAUGGUGUGCUUUUGUUGUUAUGUUAGUUGUUGUGUUUAGCACUUGCAUUAUUUUCAAGAAUCAUUUGUAUCCUCAAUCAUUUAAUGGCGAUGCCAUGAAUUUACAAUUAUCAAUCAAGGCUAGUGCUGAAGAUAUGUUUGUGAUCAAGGAUACAACACUUCUCAAGAAAUUAGAAACAGAGAAAAAGGAUGCAGAGCCAAUGUGUAAUGUGUUAGAGCCAUUGUCUGAUUACUGUGAGACCAAAGGGGACAUAAGGGUUCAAGGAAAUUCAUCGACAAUUUUCGUCGUUUCAUCUCAUGAUUUCAACAUCAAUUCAUGGAUCAUACAACCAUAUCCAAGAAAAGGUAAUGCAGGGGCAAUGUCAAGAGUAAAAUCAUGGACAGUGAAAUUAGUACAAGACGGCGAAAAAAUCCCAAAAUGUAGUGUGUAUCAUGGCUAUCCAGCACUUCUAUUUUCACUUGGAGGAUAUUCUGGAAAUCACUUUCAUGAUUUCUCAGAUUUACUUGUUCCAAUCUUUUCAAAUUCGCGUUAUUUUAAUUCAGAGGUGCACUUUCUUGCCACAGAUUAUAAGUCGUGGUGGAUAGGCAAGUACAGAACGUUGCUUAACAACAUGUCUAAGAACAAAAUUCUUGACAUUGACAAUGAAAAGAAGGUACAUUGUUUUCCUAGUGUGACAACAGGCCUUAAAUCACAUACAGAAUUCGGUAUUGACUCCUCAAAGUUCCCAAAUAGGGUGUCUAUGCGCGAUUUUAGACAGUUCUUGAGGAGUUCAUUGUCACUAAACAGAGUUGAGUCUAUCAAAAUGAAGGAUGAUAUUGUUACGAGGCCACGAUUAUUGAUCAUGUCAAGGAAGAAAUCGCGAAUUUUAUUAAAUGAGGAUGAUGUUAGACAAAUGGCUGAAAAUUUAGGUUACGAGGUUGUCCUAGCUGAGGCUAACCUUAGUACAAAUUUGACGAAAUUCGCGCAAAUUGUUAAUUCUUGUGAUGUGAUAAUGGGAGUACAUGGAGCUGGAUUAACCAACAUGAUUUUUCUCCCUAAUAGUGCAGUUUUAAUUCAGUUAGUUCCUUUAGGAGCAAUGGAUUAUUUGGCUAAACGUGAUUUUGGAGAUCCUGCUAGAGAAAUGAACAUAAAAUACUUAGAUUAUAAAAUUGGUGUGAAUGAGAGUUCUUUAGUGGAACAAUAUCCACUUAAUCAUAAAGUUUUUAAAGAUCCAUCAUCAUAUUUUAGGAAAGGAUGGGGUGUGUUUAGAUCAAUUUAUUUAGAUAAACAAAAUGUAAAAGUUGAUUUUAAUAGGUUUAGGUCUACUUUAUUAGAAGCUAAAAGGCUUUUAGCCACUUCUUGAUUUUGUGCACUAUAGUGUGUAUGUUUCAUUUGUAGUUCAUUGUGUAAUGUGCAUUUUUAUGUACUACUUGAGUGAUUCAAUUUUCAUUGAUGAACAAUUGUGCAAUGUUAUAAUA
Messenger RNA from Solanum lycopersicum (tomato), 1498 nucleotides. RefSeq names its product alpha-1,3-arabinosyltransferase XAT3-like. Gene Ontology annotation, molecular function: glycosyltransferase activity. Lineage: Eukaryota; Viridiplantae; Streptophyta; Magnoliopsida; Solanales; Solanaceae. The record is from RefSeq and is a predicted model, not a curated record.